Molecule: messenger RNA, 3887 nt
Organism: Scylla paramamosain (green mud crab)
Lineage: Eukaryota; Metazoa; Arthropoda; Malacostraca; Decapoda; Portunidae
Product: queuosine 5'-phosphate N-glycosylase/hydrolase-like
Exons: 5
Coding region: 34-1203 (389 amino acids)
Source: RefSeq, a predicted model, not a curated record
GACUCGGAGUGCAAGCGACGUCAACACAAACACAUGGCGGCUGUAAGUAUGCUGGGCCCGCGCGAGGCUGGGAAAUUCAUCGCCAGCCUUGCUAAGGACGUGAGUAUCAGGCCAGAUGGGGUCAUGAAGACUGCCAGAGUGAUUGCCGACGCCGUGAAGUCAGGCCAGCUGGAUAUGGAGGCCUUUAAACAGAAUGAGGUGUUGCCACUGGGCCGGGGACUCACGCAGGGGCAGCUCGCCAACUGGGUGUUCCUCAUCGACUCCCUCAACUUCAACUUCUGGACCCCUGAUGGACAGCCCAAGUACAGCGUCACGCAUGAGGGGAAGGAAACCUCAGCACUAUCUCACCUGUCUGCCCCUCACCUCCCCUCGCAGACCCGCACCGGCUACCUGGCAAUGGUUGCAGCUGUCAACAGGGCACUCGACGAGGGACAACCCAUGUGCGACCCUACCCACUAUGCCACACUAACCCUGCAGGACCUCACUCACAUCUUCCGCUCUGACACUCCCUCCAAGAUGCCCCUCCUGGAGAAGCGUUUCGAGGUCCUUCAGGAGAUUAGCGGCAUCCUGAAGGAGAAAUUUGGCGGGUCCUUUGAGGGGGUCCUGACCAGGGCGGAGAACAGCGCGGUGAAGCUUGUGGAGAUCGUGACGGAGAGUUUCCCUUGUUUCCGUGACGUUGCUUCCUUCGAGGGGCGUCCCGUGGCGUUCUACAAGAGGGCACAGAUACUGGCUGCAGACCUGUGGAUGCUGUAUCGUGGGCAGGCUCCUGGAGGAUUCACGGACAUGGGAGAGUUGACUAUGUUUGCCGAUUAUAGAGUCCCGCAGUCCCUGGCUUACCUCGGUGCCCUGGAGUACUCUGACGCCUUGCUGCAGAGGCUAAAGGAGCAGUACGUGUUCAGCAGUGGCGACAGAGAGGAGGUGGAGAUCCGCGGGUGUUCCAUCGAGGCGACAGAGCGGAUCGUGGAGGCUGCGCGGAGUCUUCUACAGGCGGAGGGAGGCGGGGAUGUGACCAGCAUCAAGGUGGAUUUCUUUCUGUGGGAUUAUAGAGUAAAACACGCAGCCAAGACUGACCAUGAGACAAAUUUUUUAGACCAUCACACAAGAGGGAAGCAACAGGAAGCCAUCAGGCCUACACGUGGCAGUCCCUGUAUGAAACACGUCCACCUACAUCCACCCAACACCACAAAUCCACCCCAUCCAUGAAUCCACUACCGACGUGGCACUAACAGUCCAAUCACUGAGCCUGUUCUGAGGAGAUAAGGAGGAACUAGAAGUGUGAAUUGAUAACUUGUUUGCUGACCAUUGCCUGCCCCUAAGCUUGUUCGCUCUUAUGUCGUUCACUGUCAUCCAAUUCCUCCUCCUCCACCUCCUCCACAUCAUCAUUGUCAUCAUCAGUCACUUCUGCUUCUUAUCACCACUUGGUAUCUUCUGAGCAGAGAAAAGAGAGGCCAGCAGUAGUUUAGAUAGAUAAGUAAUGAUAAAAUUCUAACUAUAAAACACCGCUCUGAGUUCACCACGGAGGAACUGUACAAGUGUGGAUUGAUAACUGGCAAUCACUGCCUGUCCUAAUCUUGCCAGCUCUCUCAAGUGUCUCGUGUCUCCUCCGCUGCCCAGACCAAUACUUCUCAUUAUUAAACAGUCAUUCAAGUACACUGAGGAGGAGCUGUAGGAGUGUGAAUCCAUAACUUGUUUGGCAAUCACUGCCUGUCCUAAUCUUGCCAGCUCUUUCAUGUGUGUGUCUCUCUCUCUCUCCUUCACUGCCCAGACCAAGAGUUCAUACUCAAAAAGCCAUAUAAAACAGCUAUUUUUCUCCUUUUCUUCUUUUUUUCUGUUUUAUUACUCAUAGUUUAUCAGGGCUAGAACAGCGCCCCCUAACAAAGGACCCUGGUUUUGGCACUCGUUAAACCAUUACUCUGAUUGCAUGCCCUUAUGAAACAACGAUGUACCAGUAAAUAUUGCAGGUACAUUAUGAAGACACUGAAAAGCAACUCAAAUUCCCAGUACUUUAGCCAUCCCUUGCCCUCUUGUCUGUCACCAAAACAAUGCCUGGACCUGAACCUCACAACUGUGCCUGGAGAUUCUGGAAGGCACAAAAUCCUUGAACUAAAAGGGAAGGAAACAAGAGAACCCGUGGGAUUCUGGAGAUAAUAAUGACAUCACCUAAAGAUUCCUGGUGAUUCUGGAAAGCACUAAAUAAUCCCAGAAAGAAGAAAGAGAAGGAAGCAAGAGAAUCCAUGAGACUCUAGGGACAAGAAUGACUGCAUAAAGAUUCCGCGAGACCCAGAAUACAGUGCCAAGGUAACAAAUAGCCCCAUAACACACUAGAGAUAAGAAAAACAUCCCCAAAGAUUCCGUAAGAACCAAAAUGCAAAGGUAAGGUGUGGGGAAUGAAAAGUGGAAGUGGAGACACAUCAAGAUUAAGAUCAAGAUUGCCUAAACAUUCCAGAAGGUUCAGAAUACAAUGCAAAGGAAAGAAUAAUCACAUAACACACUUGAGAUAAGAAAAAAAAAGAUCCCUUUGAAGAUUACGGAAGACCCAGAAUGCAAUGCCAAGACCCAAAGAAAGAAAAGAGUAACUCGGGACUCAUCAGGACUAAGAACAUGACCUAAAGACUCUAUAAGGUUAAAAAAUACAACCAAAAACUUAGAGGAAGGAAAAUAACAACUCAUAACACAAUCAACAUUAAAAAGAGGCUGGGAAAUAAUUAUUCUCUGUGUUGUGUGAAGGUUUUUAUUUGCAAGUUAUAUUUCUUACCCCACGACUCGAUGUUCACUAUUGACUUUUACUUGCGUAUAAGACUCAAGCUGGUGAACAGAAAGGCUCGGGAAAAGAGUGCAAGGUUGAGAAUUAAGAUGUUUGACUUGUACUGCCAUGAAAAUGUGUAAACAGAGAGAGCCAAGAGAAAAGUGAAAGACAAGGGUGCAAAAUUGAAACUACAGAAAACUUAUGUCAGUAAAUGAAUUAAAAAAAAUAAUAAUAGAUAAAUAGAUAAAGGCCUCGGGACAGAAUGCAAGGUUGAGCGUGAUAAUAUUCAACUUUUCCCCACCAAGAAGUUACGUAUGAACAAGGAGAAAGGCUGGAGACAAAAGUGGAAGAUUUAAACUCAUGCAAAAAAUUCCCAUUAAUAAAUAAGAAGCACAUUCGUAAACCGUAAGAUUGAGGAAGAAUAUAUCAAAAUUUUACAUAUAAAAACGAAAGGCUGACUGACUGACUUACUUAACUGACUGACUGACUGACUGACUGACUAACUGAUAGAAGGAGUCAGAUAGCACCGAGAGCCAUCAAACUGUAACUGCCCACGAACAGCACCGCGACAACCAUCACAGCAACACGCAGCACUCUGUUGUAGCGCUGUGCUGCCGCCAUCUGCAGCCCCCCCUCAGGCCCCCGCGGCAGGCCCUUGGGAGAGACGAUUUCCUGUAGGGGGGUAAAGGAUCUGGCUUAGAGAGAGAGAGAGAGAGAAUAUUGUCAUUGUUGUCUGUUAGUUGAAAAAAGAAAAGGAAAGAAAAUUUAUUAUCAUUAUCUUUUCAUGUGUCUCAGAUCAAGGAAAACAUAAAGAGAAAAGGAGAAAAGAAAAAAAUAUCUUGUCGUGUCUUGCAGGUACAUAAAAAAAAAAAGAUAGGAAAAGAAAAUUACAGUAAAAUCCCUCUCAUCCAGCAUUUGAGUAUCCGGCACAUUUUUCCCCGAGCCUUAAAAUCAAUAAAAAAUCAAUGUGUACUCAUAAAAUCGAUUAAAAUUCCCGCGUGAGGCAUACUUUGUCCCCCCGCCACCAGAGCGCACUGCUUCGCGCCACCUGCGGCCCACUGCACUGGGUUUACUCAGUGACUCAGUCCCGCGUGUGCACUGUUUAUCGCCUGACGCCUUCAUCAUGCCUAAAGUUGUAGAA